Messenger RNA from Penaeus indicus, 777 nucleotides. RefSeq names its product zwei Ig domain protein zig-8-like. Gene Ontology annotation, cellular component: neuron projection membrane. The record is from RefSeq and is a predicted model, not a curated record. Lineage: Eukaryota; Metazoa; Arthropoda; Malacostraca; Decapoda; Penaeidae. Bases 1 to 777 code for a protein of 258 amino acids. Gene Ontology annotation, biological process: synapse organization. The transcript is spliced from 7 exons.
AUGUCAAGUAGGCUUUCAGGUGUCACCGGACCUCACUUUCACCCGACGUCUCCCACCAACGUCACGGCCCAGCUGGCGGCGCACGCGUACCUUCCGUGUCGGAUCAAGAACCUCGGCAACAAAUCGGUCUCUUGGAUCCGGAACCGCGACUCGCACAUCCUGACCGUCGACCGCUACACCUUCAUCGCGGACGAGCGCUUCGCGGCGUGGCACCAGGCGGCGACGCAGACGUGGACGCUGCAGAUCAAGUUCGUGCAGGAGCGGGACGCCGGGAGCUACGAGUGCCAGGUGUCCACGGAGCCCAAGAUGAGCCACUUCGUGCAGCUGGGUGUCAUCACUCCUCAGGUGACAAUCGCUGGCGAGGCUGAUAUCUAUGUGAACAGCGGCUCAACUGUCACCAUUAAGUGCGUCAUCACCCAGGCACUCGAGGAACCUAAUUAUAUCUUCUGGUAUCAUGACGACCGUCGCGUAGUCAGCGCCGGGUCAGGCCGUGUGCUGACAGUCGAUCGUCAUCCCCCUGACACCUCAGUGGGCAGCCUGACCAUCCCAGCCGUUGCCCUUAGCGACUCUGGGAACUACACCUGUGCUCCUGCCUCUCUCAGCCAAGCAUCUGUCAUGCUGCACGUCCUCAGUGGCGAGCACCCCGCCGCCAUGCAACGAGGAACCACCUCGACCACGGACACCUCCGGAGGCCCAGAACUGCGGCUUCAUCAGAGUGCCCUGAUGGCGGCCCUCAUCUCAUUGCUUCUCUGCGUCUGCUCGCCUUCCUUCACGUGA